Messenger RNA from Caenorhabditis bovis, 1011 nucleotides. The record is from the annotation of a GenBank genome assembly. Lineage: Eukaryota; Metazoa; Nematoda; Chromadorea; Rhabditida; Rhabditidae.
AUGCACGAUGAAGACUUCAGCUGCUCGAUUUGUCUCGACAUUCUCAUCGAGCCGCAAAUCAUUCAAUGCGGUCACACAUUUUGCCGGAUUUGCAUCGAAGAAUGCCGAAACAUUUCCGACAAUUGCCCCUACUGCCAUACGUUUUUCAACGCGUUGAUACCCGAUCGCCGGCUCGAAUCAAUUACAAUGUGCUGGAUGCAGAAACAAGGACGCGGCGAUGAAUAUGCGGCGAAACGCGAACGCAAUCGAGAGCUUAUUUCUCUUCGAAAAGCGUCUCUUGUCUACCUUUGGACCACUCUUCACAGACAACCAAACCGAACGAUGCCGUUGGAUGAGAUUCUUAACAAGAAUCCCAAGCUGAAAGACGAAGUUUAUCGGCAAAUUCGAAUUCAAAACGGAAUUGGCCUCAAAGUUUAUACGGAUAAGGAUACUAAUGUGAGAGAAAAUAAUGAGCAAUUUGAGCAAAAUGGCACACCGUGCAACGCAUUCGCCGCGAUCAUGAUCGCCUACAUCGUCCUCGGCGCUAUUUUCUUCUCAUGCCUGAUCCGCCUGCUGGUCCAAUUCCUCAUCCGACGGUGCAUUCGAAGAGAGCAGCAAUUUCGGCGCACACAAUCGGAAACCGACAUAUUCUAUCCGCCAACGAUAGAAGAAACUGUGAGUCAGGCGAAUCAGAAUUUCGGCUUCACCGAUCCACCGCCGCGAUAUGAGCAACUAUUCAAGAGGGGUGAAUCCACUUCGGCGAAUCCACCGAGCUACGAGCAAUCGGCGCGAAGUAUGUCGAUGCUCUCCGUCGAGAAUCUCGAUCAUCCAACACCAACAUUGUCAGAAUCUAUGGACAUGGAAAAUGUCGCCGCCAACAUAUUGACCCACGCUCAGCAAUGCGCGCAUAGGUACACGGCUCAAGGAGCACAAAAUCUAAUUGCUACAAUAACAACGCCUUCAUCUUCUUCUUCUGAAGGCCAUCUUCAACCUCCACAAGAAAACGCGCCUCCAGAAUAUCAGACUCGCUAA